Numida meleagris (helmeted guineafowl) is the source of this 984-nucleotide messenger RNA. RefSeq names its product coenzyme Q9 (gene COQ9). Gene Ontology annotation, biological process: ubiquinone biosynthetic process. The record is from RefSeq and is a predicted model, not a curated record. Lineage: Eukaryota; Metazoa; Chordata; Aves; Galliformes; Numididae. Gene Ontology annotation, molecular function: lipid binding. Gene Ontology annotation, cellular component: mitochondrial inner membrane.
GGCUCAGGUGCCAGCUGUACGCACCCCGGCAGGGCCUCCAUGCCUCAGCUGCACUGAGAAGAGCCUCAGAGGAGCAGAGGAAGGAACCACCACCAUCCUCCUCACAGCAGCAGUUUGACCCACAACAAGCAGACCCCCGCCCGGAGCAGGAAGCGUGGGACCCGCCCCCCAGUUACACUGGCCAGGGCGGCCAGGAGUCAGAGGACUAUGAGAGCGAGGAGCAGCUGCAGCAUCGAAUCCUCACAGCAGCGCUGGAGUUUGUGCCUGAACAUGGCUGGACGGCAGAAGCCAUUGCAGAGGGAGCCAAGACCCUGGGUCUCUCUGCUGCUGCUGCGGGGAUGUUUCAGAGCGACGGCAGUGAGCUGAUCCUGCACUUUGUGUCUCAGUGCAACACCAAGCUGUCUGACCUGCUGGAGCAGGAACAAAAACUAGUACAGCAGGGCGAGGCAGAGAAGAAGCCUACUAAUCAGUUCCUGAGAGAUGCUGUGGAAGCCAGGCUGAGGAUGGUGAUUCCAUACAUUGAGAAAUGGCCGCAGGCUGUCAGCAUCCUGUUGCUCCCACACAACAUCCCUUCGAGCCUCAACCUCCUCACCAGCAUGAUUGAUGAUAUAUGGCACUAUGCUGGAGACCAGUCCACAGACUUUAACUGGUACACUCGUCGGGCCGUGCUCACUGGCAUCUACAACACCACCGAACUGGUGAUGAUGCAGGAUACGUCCCCUGACUUUGAAGACACAUGGCGUUUCCUCGAAAACAGAGUAGCUGAUGCCAUGAACAUGAGCAGUGCAGCUCAGCAGGUACAGUCAACUGGCAAAGCACUUGCCCAGGGCCUGAUGGGAGCUGCAGUUACUAUCAGCAACCUGACAGGGCUGAACCAGCGCCGCUGAGGACGGAGCCCUGCACCCCGGAGCCCGCGGAGCCGCACCGGAGCGAGGACAGGCGUCCUUCCCCCGCAGCACCAAUAAAGCCCCGUGCUGUCACCGC